UUGACUUGUGAUGGAUUUAUCUGUGUUACCAUGUUAAACGAACGUAAUACUUUGUGAUAUUUUUAAUUGGACUGUGACAUAAAUGUGACAGAAUCUUUCUGUAUGUGGAAAUAAUGUUACCUGAAAUAACGGUUGCCAUAAUUCACCAGUAUAUUUCUGACAAGUAUAGGUUAUGUUGGUGUGUUAUUUCUUUUACAACCCAACGGAUAGUGGAGCAGUGCAACUUACACAAAGUAACUUGGACACAAUAUUAGCUUCAAAUGAAUUGGUACUUAUUAAUUUUUAUGCGGACUGGUGCCGAUUCAGUAAUAUGCUGGCACCAAUAUUUGAUGAAGCUGCCGACAAAGUUGCAGCCGAAUUUCCAGAGCCUGGCCAGGUCAUCAUGGGAAAAGUCGACUGCGACAAAGAAGGUUCAAUUGCUACAAGGUUUCACAUAACAAAAUAUCCUACCCUGAAAGUAAUUCGAAAUGGCCAGUCCUUGAAGCGAGAAUAUCGAGGCCAGAGAUCAGCAGAAGCGUUUCUUUCCUUCAUCCAGAAACAACUCGCAGAUCCAAUAAAAGAAUUUACAGAUCUCAAAGAAUUAAAAGAACUUGAUGAUAAAAAAAGAACAGUUAUUGGAUACUUCGAUCAGAAGGAUGUACCACAAUAUACGGUAUUCAGAAAAGUUGCCACAGGUCUCAAGGAAGAUUGUCAGUUUUAUGUAGGAUUUGGAGCUGCAAGUGCACAGAUGCAUCCACCAGGCCAGCCAAUCGUAGUAUUCCGCCCUGACAAGGCUAGAUCCAAUGAACAGGAUGAGACAUUCACAGCGAACCUAAAUGUGUAUGAUGAACUGAACAGUUGGGUAACUGAAAAAUGUGUUCCACUAGUCAGGGAGAUUACAUUUGAGAAUGCUGAGGAGCUGACAGAAGAGGGGAUACCAUUCCUUAUACUUUUCCACAAACCAGAAGACAAUGAGAGCGUGAAGAAAUUCAAUGAUGUCGUUAGGAACGAACUUAUCUCAGAGAAAAAGAGUGUGAACUUUCUGACGGCAGACGGUGUGAGAUUUGCUCAUCCGCUUCAUCAUCUUGGAAAGAGUCAAAGUGACUUACCGCUAAUUGCCAUAGACAGUUUCCGACACAUGUACCUGUUCCCAGACAUCAAUGAAAUGGAGGUACCAGGGAAACUUAAGAGUUUCCUACAGGAUUUAUACUCUGGGAAAUUGCAUCGAGAAUUCCAUUAUGGACCUGAGCCAGUUACAAAUACACCUCAACAGACUGAAAGUGGUAGUAAAAAACCAACCACGCCACCAGAAUCCACUUUUAAGAAAUUGGCUCCAUCGAAAAAUCGCUACACGCUACUCAGAGACGAGCUGUAGGCAGUGAAUUUGGUGGCCCACCAGUUGAAACCUUUGUCAGAUUUGAUUAUUCAGAUAAAUUGAAUAUAAAUUUUUGGGAAGACUUUGGUAAGAUAUGUGAUUUCUUUAGUAAUUUGACACAUUCAAGGAAAUUCCAUUGACUCUUAUCUUCUGUGAGGUGUUUAUGCAGCCACAGCUUGUACUGAACAGAGAUACUUUCCACAAAGAUAGACAUCUGUAAAAUUAUGAUUCAGCACCGAUCAUUUUUUUUCCCUGUGAAGUUUGAUGUGUGUGUGUGUGAAUUUGGCCUGUUUCAGCUCUACCAUGUGAAGUGAUUACAUACUAAUUUUCUUCAUGUUCUCCACAAAUUGUAUUCUUGUAUGUUCCUAUCAAAAUCCUAGUCUUUAGGUCGAUAUGCAUAUUAGUGCCCUCUUUUUGAGGUGAAUAGUGCUUCUACAUGAUUUUCACAUAUUGUACCCUUUAAAUAGAGUUUCAGGGGAACUUCUGUUUUACAUUCCUCAGUUCAGCACUGAAUUAACCCUUUGGCUGCCAAGCUUCACCACAGAAAUACCAAGGCUUUUCUUGGGGUAAAUGCAGUUUCACAGGAAAACCCACACCUUAGUUGAUCUUCCAAAAGCCACAGGUAUAGUUCAUGUGAAAAACCUGUUCUUUUUUCUAAAAAUCGAUAUGUUAUGCUUCAUGGCAUGUAUUGACAGACACUGUACUGAGUGAUUAACAACAAGCCAGUCUCUUUGGCCGUGUUAGUUUCAACACAAGUACCCUGAACCAAUCUAAUCAGCUUGUGGCAUGCAUAAAGAAAGUGAUUCAGAGUCAAUAAUUUUGGUGUUAAAUUUCGUUCAUUUAAUAUAUUCCGCAGUUUAAUGCCCAUAUCCAUUGUGCCCUAUAGAGACCCAGAGGCAGGUUUUGCUAUAGAGUGUGUUGUUUAAAAUUCACAUGUCAGGCUACUGCAGGCUAUCUGUGCAUGUGAUUGGGUAAGGAAACUACUUGUUUCAGCCAUCAGGUAGUUCUGUGUGUAAAUGCAAUAAACAGGGUGUCACUAGACUGAUCAUCAUGUAAUAUAACACAAGUUGUGUUGAGUUUCAUCAAGUUCAUUACCUUCUGCAAACUUUUCAUACAUCACAUGCCUACUAGAAGUAACAGUAAGAAGGUCAUGCAAGCUUAAUACAGUGAAAUCCCUGUUUAAUGAGUCUGCGGCUGUUUUUGUUUUUUACUUUAAGUCCAGGUUUUCACUAAAUGGAGGUUACAUACAUUUCACCAAGACACCAUUUUAUUUGACUUGUAGUAUACAAUUAUAAUAAAGUAAACUGUUUGUAUGCCAGUAAAUAGUUACAUACAGGUAGUUAACAAUAUCAGUUUAAUUUCUUAAAUAAUCACAUGUGAAAUAAUAACUAAAAGAACCUCAAUCGAGGAUCAAAGCCAGCUAAUGCUACAAAUGUGAAGGUUGUGGUGCAUGUUUAGUAAAUGUUGGUUGUGCAGUAAUAAUGUCUUGCAGAGAGAACAUGUGGAUAUUGAUUGUCAUUUCAACCACAGUAGUGCUAAAUUGAGGUGCAAGUUCUAGACAUUAAAGAAUUUCUUAUACUAAAUGCAGGGUGUUUACUAAAUCAAAACUCACUAAAUAUGAGGAAAAAAUAGGCUUCAGCUGGGACCAAAAAAAAAUAGUCACUAAAGGUGGGA
Messenger RNA from Cryptotermes secundus, 3028 nucleotides. It is a transcript of the gene ERp44, whose product is annotated as endoplasmic reticulum resident protein 44. NCBI's taxonomy places the organism in Eukaryota, Metazoa, Arthropoda, Insecta, Blattodea, Kalotermitidae. The coding region runs from base 173 to 1354 and encodes 393 amino acids. The transcript has 7 exons. The record is from RefSeq and is a predicted model, not a curated record.